AUGGGGAGAAAGUUGAAAAGGCAGUACAAGGCCGGGAAUGUUCCACAAAUACCUCGCAUUCGAGUCCCUGCCUCUGCCGCUGACAACCCACUACUGAAGGACCUAAAUCAAGGGCAGCGGUGCUACUUCUACAGCAUCAUGAGGAUUUAUGACUCCAGGCCCCAGUGGAAGGCCCUGCAGACCCGAUACAUCCAUAACCUUGGGUACCAGCAGGAGCUGGGCUAUAUCACUCAGCAGGAGGCUGUGUCUUGUGCUGUUUUACUUAGACACUCAACCAUGCAAGCUUCAGCCAAGGCAGCUCCUCCAAGGGCCGUUCUCCGAAACUCCAGCCACACAAAGAAAAUGCCAGCCAGCAAAACCAGAGUCUAG
Molecule: messenger RNA, 369 nt
Organism: Arvicola amphibius (Eurasian water vole)
Lineage: Eukaryota; Metazoa; Chordata; Mammalia; Rodentia; Cricetidae
Gene: Fam216b
Product: family with sequence similarity 216 member B
Exons: 3
Coding region: 1-369 (122 amino acids)
Source: RefSeq, a predicted model, not a curated record